Messenger RNA from Lathyrus sativus (Indian pea), 1350 nucleotides. The record is from the annotation of a GenBank genome assembly. Lineage: Eukaryota; Viridiplantae; Streptophyta; Magnoliopsida; Fabales; Fabaceae.
AUGAGAGAAAUUAUCAGCAUUCACAUCGGUCAAGCCGGUAUUCAAGUCGGAAAUUCCUGCUGGGAGCUUUACUGUCUCGAACAUGGCAUUCAGCCCGACGGCAUGAUGCCAAGUGAUACCUCCGUCGGAGUUGCGCACGACGCAUUCAACACUUUCUUCAGCGAAACCGGUUCCGGCAAGCACGUUCCUCGUGCCGUUUUUGUAGAUCUAGAACCUACCGUCAUCGAUGAAGUCAGGUCUGGUACCUACCGACAACUCUUUCACCCGGAGCAACUCAUCUCCGGCAAGGAAGAUGCUGCUAACAAUUUCGCCAGAGGACAUUACACCGUUGGCAAGGAAAUCGUAGAUCUGUGCUUAGAUCGUGUCAGGAAGUUGGCUGAUAACUGUACCGGUCUUCAAGGAUUUUUGGUCUUCAACGCUGUUGGUGGUGGAACCGGUUCUGGUUUGGGUUCACUCUUGUUGGAGCGUCUUUCUGUUGAUUAUGGAAAGAAGUCCAAACUUGGUUUCACCAUUUACCCUUCCCCUCAGGUUUCAACUGCUGUUGUUGAACCAUACAACAGUGUUCUCUCAACACAUUCUCUCCUUGAGCACACUGACGUGGCUGUGCUCUUGGACAAUGAGGCAAUCUAUGACAUUUGCAGGAGAUCCCUUGAUAUUGAAAGGCCUACUUACACCAACUUGAACAGGUUGAUAUCACAGAUUAUAUCAUCCCUCACUACCUCGUUGAGGUUUGAUGGUGCUAUUAAUGUUGAUAUUACUGAGUUCCAGACCAAUCUUGUGCCUUAUCCUCGUAUCCACUUCAUGCUUUCGUCAUAUGCCCCUGUUAUCUCUGCUGCUAAGGCAUACCAUGAGCAGCUCUCUGUGCCUGAGAUUACCAAUGCUGUGUUUGAGCCUGCUAGUAUGAUGGCCAAGUGUGACCCAAGGCAUGGAAAAUACAUGGCCUGUUGUUUGAUGUACCGUGGAGAUGUUGUUCCAAAGGAUGUCAAUGCUGCUGUUGGCACAAUCAAAACCAAAAGGACUGUUCAGUUUGUUGAUUGGUGCCCAACUGGUUUCAAAUGUGGCAUCAACUAUCAGCCUCCUUCAGUAGUGCCAGGCGGCGACCUUGCUAAGGUGCAAAGAGCUGUGUGCAUGAUCAGUAACAACACUGCUGUUGCAGAGGUCUUCUCCCGCAUUGACCAUAAGUUUGAUCUUAUGUAUGCAAAGAGGGCCUUUGUCCAUUGGUAUGUUGGUGAGGGAAUGGAAGAAGGAGAGUUCUCGGAAGCCCGUGAAGAUCUGGCUGCCCUUGAGAAAGAUUACGAAGAGGUUGGUGCAGAGGGAGCUGAAGAUGAUGAGGAAGGAGAGGAUUAUUGA